Messenger RNA from Jaculus jaculus (lesser Egyptian jerboa), 960 nucleotides. Its product is annotated as olfactory receptor 5. The transcript has a single exon. Gene Ontology annotation, cellular component: membrane. The record is from RefSeq and is a predicted model, not a curated record. Gene Ontology annotation, molecular function: G protein-coupled receptor activity; olfactory receptor activity. Gene Ontology annotation, biological process: G protein-coupled receptor signaling pathway. NCBI's taxonomy places the organism in Eukaryota, Metazoa, Chordata, Mammalia, Rodentia, Dipodidae. The coding region runs from base 1 to 960 and encodes 319 amino acids.
AUGUUCUUUCUCUACCCACAGAUGGAGAGGUCCCCAGAGUUGGCCAACAUGACCAGGGUUCAGCAAUUCAUCUUGCUGGGCUUGUCCACUAGGCUGGAGAUAAGACAUACCUUGUUUGCCGUCUUCCUGACCCUCUACCUGCUGACUCUCCUGGAGAACACGCUCAUCAUCUACCUCAUCUGCAGUCACAGCGAGCUCCACAAGCCCAUGUACUUCUUCCUGGGCAACCUCAGCUGCCUGGAGAUGUGUUACAUGUCAGUGACCAUGCCCAGCUUGCUCGGGGGUCUGUGGAAUGGAGUCUAUCAUAUCUCCUUCAUAGCCUGCAUGACCCAACUCUUCUUUUUCAUCGUCCUUGUUGGUACAGAAUGUAUCCUUCUGGCCUCCAUGGCUUAUGACCGAUAUGUGGCCAUCUGUCGCCCCUUGCACUACCCACUAUUUAUGAGGCCCCAGGUCUGCCUGGGCUUGGCCAUGACUUCCUGGCUAGGUGGGCUUGUGGUCUCCAUGGUCAAGACUACAUUCAUUGCCACCCUUUCUUACUGUGGCCCCAAUGUUCUCAACCACUUCUUCUGUGACGUCUCCCCUCUACUCAACCUGUCCUGCACCCAUGUGGCCCUCACAGAGCUGGUGGACUUCAUCGCUGCCAUUGUCAUCCUCUGGGGUUGCAUGCUCAUGACUAUAGCUUCCUAUUUGGCCAUUGGUAGGGCAGUUCUGAGCAUGCCUUCAACCACUGCCCGAUACAAAGCCUUCUCCACCUGUGCCUCCCACCUGGUAGUGGUGGGCAUCUUCUACUCAGCCACUAUCUUCAUCUACGCCCGUCCAAAACGUAUGGAAACUAUGGACCUCAACAAAGUGCUAUCUGUCAUCUACACAGUGGUCACCCCCAUGUGUAACCCCAUCAUCUACUGCUUGAGGAACAGAGAUGUGCAGGAAGCUUUCCACAGGACAUUGCACUGGUCCUGA